Messenger RNA from Manihot esculenta (cassava), 5704 nucleotides. Its product is annotated as protein RNA-directed DNA methylation 3. NCBI's taxonomy places the organism in Eukaryota, Viridiplantae, Streptophyta, Magnoliopsida, Malpighiales, Euphorbiaceae. Bases 133 to 5394 code for a protein of 1753 amino acids. The transcript is spliced from 19 exons. The record is from RefSeq and is a predicted model, not a curated record. Gene Ontology annotation, cellular component: DSIF complex. Gene Ontology annotation, biological process: regulation of transcription by RNA polymerase II; transcription elongation by RNA polymerase II; regulation of DNA-templated transcription elongation. Gene Ontology annotation, molecular function: mRNA binding.
CACGUCAUGUCACCAGUCACGAGAAUCAGCCCCACUCGAAGGAGAAAUUUCUCCAGUCGAACCGUCCGCUCUGCUACUCACUCUACACCUAUAUGUGUAUCGCACUGAAAACUUUCACGUUGUCGCUUCGAAAUGGCAUCCAAGGGCAAGGAGGUCGCCACCGGAACAUCCUCCUCCCGCGGAAAGCGGAAGCUUGGUGGUGCUGAUGAAGACAAUUCCGGCGGUGGUCGGAAGAGAAGAAACCGCGAGGUUCUUCAAUUCUUCGAGGAUACAGCUGAGGAUGAUGACGACGAGAGCAACGAGAGUGAUUUUGAUGACGAUGAAUUUGAUAUCGAGCUGAAAGUCAAGAAAGAACCAGUGAAAAUGCAGAAUGUCCCUUUUAUACCUAAAGAAGAGGUGAUGUAUGAGGAAGAAUUUGAUAGGAUGAUGGAAGAACGUUACAAGGAAGGUUCUAGUUUUGUUACAUAUGCUGAAGAUGCUUUUGAAAUUAAAUCAAUGGAAAGAAAUCCUCAUUUUUCAUCUGCUAGGGAUCCAAUUAUUUGGAAGGUCAAAUGCAUGGUUGGACGUGAGAGGCAUUCAGCUUUCUGCCUGAUGCAGAAGUUUGCUGACCUGAAAUCCCUGGGGACCAAACUUCAGAUAAUUUCUGCAUUUGCUGUUGACCAUGUAAAGGGCUUUGUUUUUAUUGAAGCUGAUAAGCAAUGUGAUAUUAAUGAGGCUUGUAAAGGGCUUUGUAGCAUAUAUUCUACUAGAGUGGCUCCAGUUCCAAAAAAUGAAGUUUCUCAUAUACUUUCUGUUCGAAGUAAAUCUAAUGUAGUUAGUGAGGGCAUGUGGGCCCGUAUCAAGAAUGGGAAAUAUAAGGGGGACCUCGCACAGGUUGUUGCUGUGAAUGAUGCACGAAAAAGGGCAACUGUGAAGCUUAUUCCAAGAAUUGAUCUACAAGCAUUGGCACAAAAAUUUGGUGGGGGAGUUUCAAUGAAGAAUGCUGCAACACCUGCUCCGAGAUUACUCAGCUCAAGUGAACUAGAGGAGUUCCGGCCCCUUAUUCAAUAUAGACGUGACCGUGAUACUGGCAAGAUGUUUGAGGUUCUUGAUGGUCUGAUGCUCAAGGAUGGGUAUUUGUAUAAACGGGUUUCUGUAGAUUCGUUAAACUGCUGGGGUGUUAUGCCAUCGGAAGAGGAGCUUCUGAAGUUCCAGCCUUCUGAGAACAAUGAGUCUGAUAAUUCAGAAUGGCUUAAACAGAUUUAUGGUACACCAAAGAAAAAACGUAUAACCAGAAAUGGAAAAGGCGGUGAAAAAGGAGAGAGUUCAUCAGGGUCUGGUGCUCAGGAUGGUUUUGAACUGUAUAAUCUUGUGUGCUUUGGCCGCAAAGAUUUUGGUCUUAUCGUAGGCAUGGAAAAAGAUGAUUGUUACAAGAUUCUAAAAGAUGGACCGGAAGCACCAGUAGUGGUGACUGUUCGACGGCAUGAGUUGAAAACUGGACCCUCGGAUAUGAAAUUUAUUGCCUUAGAUCAUCGCAUGAAAACAGUAUCAAUUAAUGAUACAGUCAGGGUCUUGGAAGGUCCAUUAAAGGAUAGACAAGGAAUUGCUAAGCAAAUUUACAGAGGAGUCAUUUUUAUGUAUGAUCAGAAUUAUGAGACAGAAAAUGGUGGAUAUUUCUGUUCUAAAGCUCAAAUGUGCGAGAAAAUCAAGCUUUCAUUUGAUGCUUGCAGUGAAAAGGGUGGUGAACCAGGUCCAGUAGGCUUUGAAGAUUUUCCAUCAUCUCCUAAAUCUCCUCUAUCACCUAAAAAGCCAUGGCAAACAAUGGACAGUAGUCGGGAAUUCAACCGAGGGGAUAAGGAUGGAGUCUUCUCCAUUGGUCAGACCUUGAGAAUACGUGUAGGACCUUUGAAGGGGUACAUUUGUCGUGUUUUGGCUAUACGUUACUCUGAUGUUACUGUGAAGCUUGAUUCUAAGCAGAAAGUUCUUACAGUAAAAUGUGAGCACCUCUCUGAGGUUCGUGGGAAGAGUUCUGCUAUGCCUAUGAGCAGUGACGAUCUGGGGUCCAGUUCUUUCAAACCAUUUGAUCUACUUGGGACUGGAGGGGGCUCUACAGGUUGGACGGAUGGAGCAGGAACAUCAGCUGAUGGUGAUGGGUGGAAUACUGGAGGAGCCAAUACUGAAAGUAGUUCAUGGCCCAGCUUCUCUUCCUCAGGCCUGAAGCUUCAACCUGAAGCCAAUUUUGCCAAUUCAUCAGGUUCUGCGGAUAAUAAUGCUAAGGGAGAUGCUUCUUGGGAAAGAAAUAUAACUUCAAAUCAGAGUUCGUCUUGGGGGGCAGCUGCAUCUGAUGACAAAGGUGAUGCUAAUAAUGAUCAAGUGCAUGGUUGGGGAAAGACCGAGGAUUGUUGGAACAAAGUUGCUGCUAAUGUAGGGUCUAGUGGUGGUGCAUCUGUUGGCUGGGGUAAGGCAACUUUACCCAGUGAAAAUUCAGGAGCUUCAAGAGAAUCUGGAGAUGGCUGGGGCCAGUCAAAACUUAAUGCUGGAAAUUCUACAACUGAUGCUGCAGCAGGUUGGGACAAGGGAAAGACUGCUAUUGGAAAUCCAACCUGUAGUUGGGGAGACAUAGCUACUGGGAAGAAUCAGCUGGAGUCUUGGGGCAGUGGUAAGGAUGUGGUAGAAUCAGGAUCCUGGAAAAGUAAAAGCUCCAGUGCAGGCGACGACGACUGGAACAAGGCUGCUGGGUGGAAUCAACAGAAAUCUCAGAAUAAUGACACCUGGGGAAGUACUGCAGAAGCCCAAAAGAAUGGUACUGUUCAAGAAGAUUCUUGGGGUAAAAGAUCCAAUGCAGGUGAGGACCAGUGGAAUAAGGGUGCUGGUUGGAAUCAGCAGAAUUCUCUGAACAAAGGGGACACUAGGGGAGGUACAGAAGGUGGUUGCUGGGGCCAACCUGAUUCAGGAAAUGCAGAUGGAGCUAGUGGCUGGACAAAAGAUUUUUCAAGUCAAACCGCAAACUGGGGAAACCAAAAAAAUCACGCUGAAGAUGCAACUGGUUGGAAUAAAGGUGGAUCUUGUGGACAGAACCAGGCUGAUAAUUGGAAUAAAUCAAAGACCUUUGGUGCUGAUGGGGGAUCUUCUUGUAAUAAGCAAGAUGGAGGAUCUGCGUGGGGUAAAACUGAUGGAGGGCCAUCUUGGAAAAAGCAAGAUGAAUCCUCUUGGGGUAAAACGGAGGGAGUGUCUUCUUGGAAGCGAGAUGGAGGUUCUUCUGAUAACCAGGAAAGAAGUCGAGAAUUUGGAAGCUGGAACAAGGGAUUUGAUGGAGGUCGUGGAUCAGGUGGGAGAAGGGGAAGAGGGGGUGGUCGGGGAGGUAGAGAUCAAUUUGGCGGAGGAAGAAGAUCAUUUGGAGAUCAGUCUUCAGGUUGGAAUAAAGGAGGUGAAGGAAGCAAUUGGACUGGUGGAGCAUCUUCAAGGAAUCCAUCAUGUUGGGGCAAUGAUCAAGUUGGUGGUUGGGGUAAAAACAAUGCCUCUGAGGAAGGUGGAGAAGGUGGUCAGAAGAAAGCAAAUUCUGCAUGGGGGGAUGAUGGUUCAGGAUGGAGCAAAAGCCUGGGAGCUGGUAAAGAGAGUGGUGAACAUUCGGAGAAAUUGAAUUGUGCAAAGCCGUCGUUUGAGAAGAAUUCUAGUUGGGGUAAUGACAGAGGUGAAUGUCAGGGUGAUGACAAAAGUUCAGAUGCUGAUAAAUCAUUAGGAGGGCAAAUUGAAUCUUCAAAAUGGAAUGCAUCAAAAUCAGUUGAUGGGAGCUGGACUACUGAUUGGAACAAAGGGUCUACUGCAAAUGAAGGGCCAAGUCAAAGUUGGGGUGGAGGCAGCAAAAGCAACGUGGAGAAAGAUUCUGCUCGUGAAAAUGCUACUGGUUGGACGAGUGGAACAUGUGGGGUUGGUACAAAGCAGACAGACGGGGGUGCUUCUAAAUCUUCCAAUUCAUCAUGGGAUAAUAAAGCCGGUGAUGUGGAGAAUUGCCAGUCCUCUGGUUGGGGUAGCAAAAGUAGUUGGUGUGGUUCUAAAUCUUCAGGACAGAAGUCUGAUGACCUGGGAAAGGAGAGUGAACAUAAAAAUCAAGAUGAUUGGAAUGGUGGAAAAGCUUUGGAUGGAGGUUCAACAAAGGGAUGGGGUCAAAGUGCUAGCUGGAGAAGUGGAUCAAAUGAUACAGGUGAAAACCAUGAUUCUGAUUGGAAUAGAAAGGGUGGCAGGAACUCUGGAUCGGGUGAUUCCAGUGGAGCAGGCUCUUCCUGGAGCAAGAAAAGCAGUUGGAACUCUGGAUCCGAUGAUGCAGAUGGGAAUCAGGAUUCUGGUUGGGGCAAGAAAAACAAUUUUAACUCUGAAUCUAAUGAUGCUAACCAAAGCUCUGGUUGGGGCACGAAAAGUAGUUGGAACUCUGGAUCUAAUGAUGCAGAUGGGAAUCAGGAUUCUGGCUGGGGCAAGAAAAACAAUUUUAACUCUGAAUCCAGUGAUGCUAACCAAAGUUCUGGUUGGAGCAAGAAAAGUAGCUGGAACUCUGGAUCCGGUGAUGCAAGCCGGGAUUCUUCUGAUUGGGGUAGGAAAAGCAAUUGGAACCGAGGAGAGAAUGAUGUCAACCAGGAUUCUUUUGUAGCCAGUGGUGAUGACCAAACUGAGAAUUCUGGUUAUGGAGCAGGUCGUGGGAGUUGGAGAGGUGGUUUUAGAGGUAGAGGUGGUUCUUCUGACAGAGGAGGCUUUAGAGACAGAGGGGGGAGAGGAGAUAGAGGAGGCUAUGGGGGCAGAGGUAGAUCAUCUGACAGAGGAGGAUUUGGAGGUAGAGGUGGUUCAGAUAGAGGCGGUUUUGGUGGUAGAGGUAGAUUUGACAGAGGAGGAUAUGGAGGCAGAGGCGGUGGAAGGAGGGAUCGCAGUAAUUGGAAUGAAAACAACGAUUCUAGUGAAAACAAGAACUUUGACUGGAAGAAUGGGACAAACAAUGAUGGCGGAGGAUGGAAAGCUAGUGGUGGAGGCAGUUGGAGCCAAGGAGGUGCUGAUAAGAGCCAACCACAGAGUUGGAAUUCCACAAAUGAUGGAUCUAGCAAUCAAGCUGGUGGUUGGGGAAAGGGCAGUAAUGCGGUUGGGGAAUCUAAUUAUUCACGCGAAAAAUCAUCAGCAGGCUCUUGGGGAAACAAGGGGGAUGGCAGUGAUGGGGGAGGGUGGAAAGGUAGUGGAGGCAGUUGCAGCCAAAGAGGUGAUGAUAAGAGCCAACAGCAGAGUGGGACUUCUGGGAAUGAGGGAUCUAGCAGCCAAGCUGGUGGUUGGGGCAAAGGCACAACUAAUGCAGGUGGGGAAGGCACUGAUUCAUGGGGUAAAGCAUCUGGAAGCUCUUGGGGAAACAGGGGGGACGAUGGAAGCAGCAAAGGAUGGUAAAGUUGGUCCACAAAUUCUCCAUCUGAUUUGUUUAUAUUGGUUUCUUAGCCCCCUUAUUUUUAAUGCGCUAUUAAGGUCUGAAAACAGUACUUACUUUAUGGAACUAUGUACAAGUCCAUAAUUUUCCCAGGCAUUUUGGACCUUAGCUCUCCUGAGCGGAGCUCUUCUUCUGAACAUGGAUGACGAAGAACCUGCUUUAUAAUGGCCGAGUGCAUGGUUAAUUAAGAAGACUCUUCUAUGUCAUUUGUAAAUAAGAAAAAUGCUUGACCUUGGAUAAUUAUGCAUAUUAUGUUAUUUUAGUUGUCGUUUA